GAUGCUGUGGAGAAGUUGCGGGAGACGCUUAUGGCUGAUGACGCCUUCCUAGAGAGUAUAGCUGCCUCUAGUGAGGAGAGCUUACCUGUACUGGAGGAGGAGGAGGAGUAUGUGGAUGUGGUAGAGCAGGAGCAGGGGAGCUCAUCGUGGGAGAGGGUAGAAGAGGAUGAUGAUAGCGAGGUUGAAUUGGAGGUGUUGGGGAAGAAGGGAAAUGCUGUUGAUGGGGACGAGGAGGAAUCAAGUGAUGAUGAUGAAGAUGAUGAUGAUGAUGAUGAUGAUGAUGAUGAUGAUGAUAAUGAUGAUGAUAGUGAGGUUGAAUUGGAGGUCUUUGGGAGGAAGAAGGAUGUUUCGG
This is a messenger RNA of Perkinsus marinus ATCC 50983, 352 nucleotides long. RefSeq lists its product as hypothetical. NCBI's taxonomy places the organism in Eukaryota, Perkinsozoa, Perkinsida, Perkinsidae. The annotation marks the transcript as partial. The record is from RefSeq and is a predicted model, not a curated record. The transcript has a single exon.